Mollisia scopiformis is the source of this 500-nucleotide messenger RNA. RefSeq lists its product as uncharacterized. The coding region runs from base 49 to 324 and encodes 91 amino acids. The record is from RefSeq and is a predicted model, not a curated record. Lineage: Eukaryota; Fungi; Ascomycota; Leotiomycetes; Helotiales; Mollisiaceae. The transcript is spliced from 4 exons.
AAUCCGAGGAACAACACAGAGCUCAUCCGCCAGCCAUUAACCCUAGCAAUGUCUCGUGGUAGCGAUCUAUCAUACAAGCACGUCGGAGUUCUGAGAACAAAUGCAUCUGAUAAGAUCGUGCCUGAUACAAGAGAUUACAAAAACCAAGGAUUCUCCUAUCCUGUUGCAGUGCAGGUCGGUAACACACUUGUGACUGCUUACUCGGAGAAUAAAGAGAACAUUUGGAGAUAUCUAUCCUACCAUCUCACAAUAGCCCUGCACAGUCAUUUCAAUAUCCAAGCCGAAGGAAUACGACGUUUGCGGUAUGUCCAUUUCCUAUCUUAAGUCUCAUCCCGUCCGGACGAUUAUUUUGACAUUUUGGAAUGCGGUCUCGAAGUCUCGAGACUCAACGAGUCCUCCCAAGACUCUUCUAAGCCCAGGGAUAGUAUUUGACAUUUCGAUGAUAUCCAGCUUCAUCAAGCCGUGAGCAACAUUUCUCACUACUCCAAUUUCAACCUCAG